UCCUAUAUGUGUGUGCAGCUGACAAAAUUUAGACAGAGAAAUCACCUUCCUGGAUGAUCCUCGGUGCCUUCUGCACUGCAACUCUGCUGAGAAUAUUCUGCCUUGAGGGAUUUCUUUGUUUUUCUGCUUCUGAUUUCCCCCUUUCUUAGCUGUAGUACAGCCGUACCAAUUGAGCUUGCUAGUGCAGAAAGAUGUUGUGAAUUCAGUUGCUGUGAAUGAGCCUGGCCUGAUUGCAUACACGAAUGUUCCUAGAGGCAUGCUAAACAGUCGCAGGUGGAUCUAACCUGAUCUGCUCUACAACGCAACGAUAUGUGUCACAAAGAUGUCUACACGGAACUGCCAAGGAAUGGAUUCUGUGAUCAAACCACUGGACACAAUUCCAGAAGACAAAAAAGUCAGAGUUCAAAGGACACAGAGCACUUUUGAUCCCUUUGAGAAGCCAAAUAACCAAGUCAAGAGGGUCCAUUCAGAGAACAAUGCCUGCAUUAAUUUCAAGACAUCGUCUACUGGGAAGGAAUCUCCUAAAAUCAGACGACAUUCCAGUCCUAGCUCUCCAACAAGUCCCAAGUUUGGGAAAGCAGACUCUUAUGAAAAACUGGAAAAACUAGGUGAAGGUUCAUAUGCCACAGUAUACAAAGGCAAAAGCAAAGUGAACGGAAAACUUGUAGCACUGAAGGUGAUAAGACUUCAAGAGGAGGAAGGAACUCCCUUUACAGCCAUCAGAGAAGCUUCUCUCUUGAAAGGUCUAAAACAUGCCAAUAUUGUGCUGCUUCAUGAUAUCAUCCACACAAAGGAGACGCUGACACUUGUGUUUGAGUUUGUGCAUACUGAUUUAUGUCAGUACAUGGACAAACAUCCUGGAGGACUUCAUCCAGAGAAUGUGAAGUUAUUUUUAUUUCAAUUGCUGCGAGGACUUUCAUACAUCCACCAGCGUUACAUUUUGCACAGGGACCUGAAACCCCAAAACCUUCUGAUCAGUGACACUGGGGAGUUGAAGCUGGCAGAUUUUGGACUUGCAAGAGCCAAAUCUGUCCCCAGUCACACGUACUCCAAUGAAGUCGUUACCCUGUGGUACAGACCUCCAGAUGUCCUCUUAGGCUCAACAGAGUAUUCUACCUGCCUUGAUAUGUGGGGAGUCGGAUGUAUUUUUGUAGAAAUGAUUCAAGGUGUUGCUGCAUUUCCAGGAAUGAAGGACAUUCAAGAUCAACUUGAAAGAAUAUUUUUGGUACUUGGAACCCCAAAUGAAGAUUCAUGGCCUGGAGUUCAUUCACUCCCCCAUUUCAAGCCAGAUCGCUUUACACAGUACAGUCCUAAAAACCUUAGACAAGCCUGGAACAAGCUAAGCUAUGUGAACCAUGCAGAGGAUCUGGCCUCCAAAUUACUCCAGUGUUUCCCAAAGAACAGAUUGUCAGCACAAGCAGCUCUGAGCCAUGAGUAUUUCAGUGAUCUGCCCCCACGGCUAUGGGAGCUAACCGACAUGUCUUCUAUUUUUUCUGUACCGAAUGUAAGACUAGAACCAGAGGUUGGAGAAAGCAUGAAAGUCUUUGGAAAAAACAAUAUUUAUGGCAAAGGUUUAUCAAGCAUAAAGCACUGAAGCAUAUUGAUUUCCCUCAAAUAAUUCAGGAAUUGAGGUCACCAGACUAGAGAAGAGAAAGAAAACGUAACGAGAGAGCCAGUACUAUGUGACGACGCCAUGGCCUUGUUGUCUUUCUCAGUGGUGGAUUGCAGUCACAAGAAAAAUGUUGCUGGCAAGAUCUUGUUCCCCUUCCCCUCUUCAUUUAUUUAAAAUAUUGCACGUACUUUGAUCCUUUGUGAUUUUGGAGACCUCUGUGGAAAUUAAGCCUUUUGCUUAAUAAUAAGUGGCAUGUUCUUUUCUUCCAGCUUAUUAUAUUUGAUUUUAUUUCAUUUCCCCACUGCACCACAACACCACUGUGAAGAUUUUUAUGCCUUCACCAACAGCGUACUAAAUACAUUAGCUCUGGUGUUCACACUUCCUCAGUAACAAGUAAAAGCCAGUCAUGGCAUGAAACAAUUUGUAUGUUUACUGAGAACAAUUCCACAUAUUUCUCAAUUUGUCAGAAAUGUAUAUUAAGUCAGAGCAAAGCUGGCAAUUUGUAUCUUAUAACUAUGCCCAUUUAUUACUGCUAGGAUAUAUCACGUUCCAUGGCAAUAAGUGUGUUUUGAUUAGAAAUUUUAAAUUGAGGUAUGUUGCCUAUGUUCCAUAACUUGGCAGACUUCAAAACAGAUAUCCAGUGGUAAUAUAUAUAAUAUUAUUGAGUACUUCAAAUAUUCUAGACCCUUUUUAGAAAUGGAAAAGGGGUUUUCUUUUCGUUUCUUGGUUUUUUUUUUUUUUUGGCUGCUCUGUGGUUCCUUUACCUUUUCACGUAACUUAAUUCAAAGAUAUUUUUUAAGAAGGAAAAUAGAGAAGAUGAAGGAAAAAUGAGUUUACACUAGGAUAAGCACUAUGGUAUAGAAACUUUAGUUGCUGAAUGAGCCAUUUUGAAGAAUAAACUAGUUUUGAAUAGUCAUCUGAAUUCCAAAUAUUUGCUCUUCCAAACCAAAGCAUUUUUCCAGUUAUUUUUCUAAGAUGGUCAGAUAUGAUUGGAAAAUGCCACUGGCUACUGCAUUGUCAAACAGUCCUGUUCACAAACAUUGUUCACUAUUUUAAAAAGUAAGUGUAGUUGUGAAGGAAGAAAGGACUUCUGCUCUCCUUGUUUUGAAGGUGGGAGAAAGACAGGACCUACAAGGAUCUUAAGGGUAGUGGCUAUUUUGGCCUACCACACACCAUCCCUAACAUGAUUAAUAUAAUGGUGUGAGAAGAGGAAUGGAGCAGAUCUGAAAAAUAAAUUAGGCAUGCUUGUAGUGGGAAUAGCUCAGUAAUUUUAUUCAACACAAAACGUAUCUUUGCCAACCAGGUACAUUAGCUGCCUAAAAACACAUCUAUUUUUAUAACACAUUUAUUACAGUGUCUAAGGCUUUGUUAGAAAGGAGGAAACAAUUAUAUAGGAUUCAUUCUGAAGUUCUUUCUUAAAUUGUUUAUUCAGAAUUGCUUAGAUUUGGCUAAUAUAUGAUUUGUGGAAAACUUAUUUUUGGCUUAAGGACACAAUGGUACAUCAUAUUCUGCUGUGAUUCUACUGUUCCCAGUUCACAAAUCAAAAUAUAACAAGAACAGUUUCCUCUCCCAAUUACUUCUAAAGCUUUCAAGUUUCCCAAAUUGAUUUUCUAUAUCUUUAGAAACAAAUAAUCACAAAAUUGAACACAUUAUGAACAAAGCAAAAAUGCCUUAACAACAAAUUGCUAUGAGUUUUAUACUCAACCUUUUGUAUGUGAUUUCUUUGUCAGGUUUGGUCAUAUAUUUGGUUUGAUGCUUCAAGAUGAGGAUCACUUUUUUUAAAAAAAGAUUUCCGUUCUUGCAAAAUGGGAGGAAUCUUCGAGAAUGUAAUAAAUGUUUCAGUUAAGAAAAUUAAGGUAGAGCCUCUGUAUCUCUUUUGUAGUUUAAGGAGUAAGAGGGGAAACUCCACUCCCAUUGAAGUAUCUGAUGAUUUGAUGGAGAGAGUUCUACUGAAAUGCUCGCUUCCUGUGCCUAGAACCUUACUAUCCAAAAUAAAUCAAACAUUCAGGGCUUCUGCUUAGGUUUUGUGAGUGUGUGUAUGUGUGCACACUCUCAACCUUUUUUUCUUUUUCAAAAACAGCCAUUGAUUAUCUUGAACAUUCUGGCCAAUAAUAUUCCAGCUAUCACCCCAAAAUUCUGACCAUCAGUUCCCACUCCAGACACAACACUUCGAAUUCUUAUUUUUAAUCCAGGAGUCAUGGGUUGGCUCAGGGAAAGGACUGGUGUAAGAUUCUAACAAUUCUUUUGUCAUCUUGCACAGACCAGCUGAUUAAGCCCUAGUUCUCAAUGUAGAGGAAAGGUUUUCCUGCCUAGCCUAAACACAAAAAGAAACCAUUGGAACUCAUUGCUGUUGGAGGCACUGGCUUCCGCCGUGCCCCCUCCCACAACGCAAUCAGAAACCAGUUUUACCCAAAGAGGUGGGCACAGCCAGUGUAGUAGAACAAAGUGAAAGACGCAGGCUAACCAGACAAUGAGGGUUUGUGGGAUAGUUUUCCAUGGAUAUAAAACAUGCAUUUAAAAGCAACACGACACUGUGUGACAGUUUAAAAUUCACAUGUAUAUUUUCCAGAAAGGAUUGGUGACCAGAGUACAUUUUCUCUUAAACUUUUUCUGUAGAACCCACGUGGAUUUGAAUUUGAGCAUCAUUUGCGUCCCUUGACAGAAAUAAUUUUAAAAGCAUACAUGAGAAAGAAAACGCACCACUGGUAAAAGGCCUAUAUUUAGGUCUGGAUUUUUUUCUUAAAGGUGUUGAGAAUCUCACAUUACUCUUUGUAGUGGUUCUGCUUUGAUUUUAGAGGGGUACUAUUUUAAUGUCCAACACAAGCUUUAACCUGAAAUAUCUUCCAGUGUCUGAAAUGUUUCUGAAGGCCUGUCAAACUCCACAGCUGGCUGAGGUUGGAUAUCUUUUCUCAUAGUUCCCUACGUGGCUAUUUCACCAUUUUAAUGAUUCUUUUAAAAGCCAUUCAGGCAAAACCACUAAUUCUCAGAACUCUUUUUUGAGAACGUGAAAGCAGUUCAGGAUGGCCUUGAGCAUUACAUGCAAGGUUUUACAUUUUGUGACUGUUUCCAUCACCAGCUGAGAGCAAGGUCUCUUUGCAUCUGAACCUUGUGCACAUGAUUGGAGGAAGGGGAGCGUUGGCCUUUCAGCAUUAGCAAGACCUGAACAAAACAAGUAGCUAUAUAUACGGUACCAUUUGCACUUGCUGCCCCCUACAAAAUAAUAUUAUAUUAUGUGAUGUCUGAAAGCUGCUCUGAAUCUUUCAAGAUUGCAACAAGAGCUAAAAUUCAGUUGUCUCCUCAUUCUAGGUACUUGAAACAGAACAAUCAUAUUCCCAAUUUUCUAUUUAUAUACCAAUAACAGUGACCUAGUUCAUAUGCUGUUAAGUAACAUGCAUGCUGAUUUCAUACUAGGAUGUCAUACCAUUCCAGAUAUGCACUUAAUAAUUGCAUAGAAUCUUAUUAGACCCACAUAAGUGAGCAUAAAUGCUACCUACAGUAUGUGAUUCAACCAUUCCACAUGUUGUUGUCCUUCAGAUUUUAUCAGAAUGGCCAAAAAGGCAACAAUUCAGCCUGAACAAAGAAACAAAAGCCAUGCUGGUUUGGUAAUGUAUGGAUUAGUCCUCUGUGAUUUACAGAAGUGAAAUAGCUUUCCUAUUCUAUACAGUUGCCCUAAAUAAGUUCCUAUUUGUUUUAAUGGGUAUAACUGUGAGAAUAUGGAAGGCGGUUCAGAUACUGUAAGGCAGGGAUGACAAAUGUGCUGGAUUCCAAAUCCCUUCCUCCAGGAAUCUAGCAACAUCUGGAGGGCUAUAGAUUUCCUUUCCUUACUAUAAAAGAAACAAUUAUGAGAAGACAUAUGAGAGAUAAAAAAGAUAGUAAUAAAAAUUAUCUUUACAGCAGUUUCAAUCACAUAAACAAAUAUAUUGAAUCAAAAUAUGGUAGGAGUUUACUUGCAUGAUUUCUCCUUCAGAGCAGCUGUAUCAAACAUCCACAACAUCUUGGCCUUUUAAUAGUAUUGUCAUUACUGUAUUUGAUUACGUCAUAUCCUCGAGAUGGUUUUUAAAAUAGGUGGUUAAAUAGCACAGGAAAGUACAGAGUAGACUUGGUUGCCCAGUCUUCCUUCAAAUACAUAAAAGAUAUGCAUAGACAUUUCCUUUUCUUUCUAGUUUAACUUAGGUCAAGUCUUUCAUCUCUCUACCGAGGGCAGUAGAUCUUAACCAGAAUCCUGCUGCUGAUUUGUGUGUGCAUAAGGGAAAUGACAUAAGUCACAGUGGCAAAUCGCCACUCUUUAAUGCGCUGAUUGUAUUAUUGGGCAUGCCCAAAAAAAUUCAGCUCCCUUCUCAGUGAAGCACACACCAUAACUUGUUAAUGAGUAGCAAUUUGCCACCAAGACUUAUGUGAUUUCCCAUACACAACUACUGUAUAAAUCAGUGACAGGAUUCUGAACAUUAAGCGCAGUCUUUUCAAUGUCCUUCAUACAAGCCUAAGGUAUCACCAGUUUUAUAACUCGAUAUGAUUACUGGCAUUUAGACUGUACAGAUUGGAACAGAAUAUAAAUAAACAAAAUUAUGUUCCAUUGUUGACCAUAACGAUGGCCUUCUCUCUUGAUGUGGAGGUAAAUAUAUAUAUUGUUGCCUUGCAAUAUUCUUCAAAGCAAAAAUUGAAAAGAUGCACUAAUUAUUCCAAAAUCCUGUUCUCCCCACCCCCACCCUGAAAACCCCUGAACUUCUGUAAUGCUACAAAGAAAAUCUUUCCUUGCUGGGGUUCUUUAUAUAAGGCACAAAAAGGUGCUCUUUUUAACAGGGGUUUGGUACUCAAACAAUGUUAAUAUAAAAUAUGUAUACAUACGUAUAGCCACAUACUUUAGAAUGACAGCUUAGUAAGCGGUAUGGUUAAAUAAAUGUUGCAUUGUUUGUUUUCAACAUGCAGUUUGUCUGUAUUAUGAAAAAUGUAAUGGUUUGUCAGGUGUUAACUGUUUUCAUGUAAAAUGAUAUUUAAUAAAAUGUA
Messenger RNA from Pogona vitticeps (central bearded dragon), 6616 nucleotides. RefSeq names its product cyclin dependent kinase 14 (gene CDK14). Gene Ontology annotation, molecular function: cyclin-dependent protein serine/threonine kinase activity; ATP binding; cyclin binding. NCBI's taxonomy places the organism in Eukaryota, Metazoa, Chordata, Lepidosauria, Squamata, Agamidae. Gene Ontology annotation, biological process: protein phosphorylation. Gene Ontology annotation, cellular component: cytoplasm; nucleus; cytosol. The record is from RefSeq and is a predicted model, not a curated record.